Messenger RNA from Bactrocera latifrons, 2131 nucleotides. RefSeq lists its product as uncharacterized. The record is from RefSeq and is a predicted model, not a curated record. NCBI's taxonomy places the organism in Eukaryota, Metazoa, Arthropoda, Insecta, Diptera, Tephritidae. Gene Ontology annotation, cellular component: neuron projection membrane. Gene Ontology annotation, biological process: synapse organization. Bases 15 to 1178 code for a protein of 387 amino acids. The transcript is spliced from 8 exons.
CGAGUGCGCUGCGCAUGGGUGGCGUGUUCAGCUCCGGUCUGCAGCUACUGCUUCUCUUGGCAGCUAUACAAGAGUCGUUGAGCUCCUACUCGACCACAACUUCAACGACGACGGUGUCGCCAUCGAACCUGCUGCCCUACUUCGACUUCGAUGUGCCGCGCAACUUGACUGUGACGGUCGGUCAGACGGGUUUCCUGCAUUGUCGCGUCGAGCGUUUGGGCGAUAAGGAUGUCUCCUGGAUAAGAAAACGUGACCUACACAUCUUAACAGCUGGCUCAACGACCUACACGUCAGAUCAACGGUUUCAGGUUAUACGACCUGAGAAUUCGGGCAACUGGACACUACAAAUCAAAUAUCCGCAGCAGCGUGACUCUGGCAUCUACGAAUGCCAGAUCAACACGGAGCCGAAAAUGUCGCUCUCAUACACGUUCAAUGUGAUUGAGCUCAAAGCCAACAUAAUCGGGCCAACGGAUUUGUAUGUGAAAAGCGGCAGCGAUAUAAAUCUAACGUGCCGCAUCAUGCAGGGGCCGCACGAGUUGGGCAACAUAUUCUGGUACAAAGGCACAGAAAUCAUCGAUAUGUCAGCGAAUCUAAAUGAGAUCGACAGCGUGACGCGGAUUAGUGUCGACAACGAUUGGACAGAUGGAUUGACAUCAAGAUUGAAAAUACGCCGUGCCAUGCCCUCUGACACCGGCAACUAUACGUGCGUGCCAACGAUAGCGAAGUCAUCCUCGGUGUAUGUGCACGUCAUAAUAGGUGAACACCCCGCCGCCAUGCAACACAACUCGAGCAGCAUGUACAGCGGCAAUUUCUACUGCAGCAUUUGUUGCAUGCUCUUCACAAUUUUCACUUGCUGUUUGCAACACUUCCUCGCAACAACAACAGCGGCUGCAACACUACUCACGGUGGCAACCAGAGGCACCAGCAAAUGCAGCAGAAGCAACACCAGCAACAAUAACGAUGGCGACGGCUGCGGAAGCGAGUGCAAAGCCUUAACAUCAGCAGCACAGAGCACAGCUCGGGCCAACGACGUCGGCAGGUGUGUGAGUAUAGGGAGCUGCCAGAGGCGCCACUACCAAAGACACAGCCGUAGCCGCAGCCCGAGCCGCAUUAGCAUUAGCGGUGCAACCGCAAGAAGUUCGCAUGCAACACGCGCACUCAGCAAAAUUACGAGAUGAAGAUGAAGCUGAGACCGAGCACAAACAAUUAUACUGCUAUUCGCACAUACACACACAAACACACACAUACACAGCAUACACACCAACACAUGUACAGACAGCGGGUGAAAUGAAGUAGUUGACGCAACAGUUGCGCCACGCUGUAGGGUCGCACAGGCGUUGACUCGCCGCAAAUGGAAUUGGGCGCUGGGCUGGAGCAGUUGCAGGCGCUUUGCGCGGGGCGCCGACGCAUGUAGAAGGGCGUAAAUGCAUUAAAGUUAAAGCACUCACGCACUCAAGUGCCGCAACCAGCGCGGUUGAAGGUUCUUCGGCGCGCUAUGCCGCAAGAGACCAGGCGCAGCUGGUGAUUAAACGGCGAGCGCUGCGCUUGUGUGUGUGUGUGUGGGUUUGCGCGCCGCUCACCACCCUGGAACACAUUAAGCAAACACCAGCAAUUUUAACGAAUAAGCGCGAGUCUCUAGCCGCGCACUUUGCGACCUGCAUUCGAAUUACUCGUGGCGCCUCCGCCCUCCGGCCUGCGCCCAGCUGGAGUGCUAGGCGCGCUAGUGCCGCGUCAGCGUAUGACCAGUUUACUGCCGACUUGAGCGUGACUUCGCGCCGCGUUGCCACAUUUUUCUCAUUGAACGCACACGCUCGCUGUACGGCCAUUUGGGUUAGAAAUUUUUACGAAAUUACUUUUACUUUCCUACACGCGCACCCACACACACGCACACCCACACUAAUGGAAAACGUACUACUGACAAACUGAUAAGUUAAGCUGUGGAUGAAUAUAACACACACAUAAACGCACGCAACCUUAGAAAUACAUGCAUAGAUAUAUUAAGAGAUUUCCAGAAAUUAAAUAACUGUAGUGAAAUAUAAGACAAACACUUGUAGUGAAAAUAAUAAUUAUAACAAAACAAGAAGAGAGGUAAAACAAAAAUCAUAGCGAAUAAGCCAUCAACUGUAACUGA